Messenger RNA from Cyprinodon variegatus (sheepshead minnow), 769 nucleotides. RefSeq names its product serine protease 27-like. Gene Ontology annotation, molecular function: serine-type endopeptidase activity. Gene Ontology annotation, biological process: proteolysis. NCBI's taxonomy places the organism in Eukaryota, Metazoa, Chordata, Actinopteri, Cyprinodontiformes, Cyprinodontidae. The transcript is spliced from 5 exons. The record is from RefSeq and is a predicted model, not a curated record. The coding region runs from base 68 to 769 and encodes 233 amino acids.
UGUCAUGUCAUUCUGGGUGGAGCUGAACACAAAAGAUCAAGUAUUAAAUUUUAAUGGUUAAAGAAAAAUGUUAUUGUUCAAGAUGUCUCUUCAGCGGUUGACAUGUGGGAUCACUGUGAUUAUCAUCCUUUUCUGCAAAGGAAUUAAAUCAGAACCUGCCUGUGCCAGGUCUUCAAUCAACAGCAGGAUCUUAGGAGGGCAAGAGGCCUCUCCGGGAAGUUGGCCCUGGCAUGUCGCUAUUACCACUAAAGGCAGGAUCUUUUGUCAAGGCUCCCUGAUUACAGACGAGUGGGUGCUGACAGCUGCUAGAUGCUUUAAGUAUUCUUACCUCAGUGGUGCAAUAUUGCACUUAGGUGCCAAAAACCAUUCAAGAUUUGGGGAAGUAACUCGGAGAGUUUACUCCAUUGUUUGCCAUCAAGACUACGAUGCUUUUUAUUUAAAUCGUGCUGAGAACGACAUCUGUCUUCUAAAGAUGUCAGCUCCUGUCAACUUCACGGACUACAUCCAUCCAGUCUGCUUGGCCUCAGAAAAUAGCACUUUCUAUGAUGGAACUGCCAGCUGGGUCACUAGUUUUGGUGAAGGCUGUCUGUUGGUACGGCCUGGUGUGCUCCCAGAUACUGACGUAGACAAAAGUUGCACUGUGCUCAUUCAAAAUGAGUCCAAAAAGACAACUUCCAUCCCAGUUGGGACUGUUGUGGUGGAGAUGUUUGCUGUGGACACGGUUACCCCCUUGGGUUUUAUCAAUUUGAACGCAUGCCACAAGGAAUAA